CACCAGCACCAGCAUCGGCGCCACGGGGAGUCCGGCCGCCACCGCCCAGGCCUGCUGCGCACCCCAGGGACUUGCGCUUGGCUGAACUUACCAGGCGAAAACACAGGCCUCGUGGAUAAAUGGCAAGCAAAAAGCGAGAAAUCCAGUUACAGGCGGUCAUCAAUAAUCAAAGCCUGUGGGAUGAGAUGAUGCAGAACAAAGGCCUAACAGUGAUCGAUGUUUACCAAGCCUGGUGUGGACCUUGCAAAGCAAUGCAAACCUUAUUCAGAAAAUUGAAAAAUGAGCUGAACGAAGAUGAACUUCUGCAUUUUGCUGUAGCAGAAGCUGACAGCAUUGUGACUCUCCAGCCGUUUAGAGAUAAAUGUGAACCUGUUUUUCUCUUCAGUGUUAAUGGCACAAUUGUUGCAAAAAUCCAGGGUGCAAAUGCACCACUUGUGAAUCAAAAAAUUAUUACCUUGGUCGAUGAGGAGAGGAAAAUUGCAGCAGGUGAAAUGGUUCGCCCUCAGUAUCAUGAAAUUGCAUUUGUAGACUCAGAUUCAGAGGAUGCUGGGGAACCAAGCUAUGAAAGUGUUGACCAAAUAUACACCAUUGUUAUUAUAAAGCCUGAUGCUGUGACUGCUAGAAAAGUUCAAGAAAUUAAAGAAAAAAUUAUCAAGGCAGGAUUUGUCAUAGAAGCAGAGGAUAAGAAACCGCUUACUGAAGAACAAGUAAAGCACUUCUAUAGUCAAAUAGCAGACCAGCCUGACUUUGAGGAUUUUGUUUCUUUUAUGACAAGGAACCUAAGCUAUAUUCUAGUUGUUUCACAAGGAAAGGAAAAACAGCCUUCCUGGGAUGAUAGUGAAGUUAAUUCUGAGACAGAAUCUAAAGAACCGUGGGAUGAACAAGAAGAGACGGCCAAGCCUUUGAGGAUGAAGAGCAAAAGUUUACAACAAUAUCUGGAAAUACAACAAAUAUCUCAGUUUUGUGAUGUUGAAGAGAAUAUAACUAAUACUAAGUUUAUUGAGGUCUUAAUCCCUGAUUUUAAAAAAAUUAGAGGCAUAAAAUUUGAAAAGAUACUGGCAUUACUUCGACCAGCCCUCUUUAAUGAAAGAACAGAGGAUGUUUUGAAUAAAAUUCAAGAUGAAGGCUUUAAAAUACUGCUGCAAAGACAGAUAGUAUUAUCAGAAGAAGAAGCAAAAACACUGUGCAAAGAAUAUGAAAAUAAAGAUUAUUUUGGAAGUGUUAUAGAAAAUAUGACCAGUGGUCCAUCUCUAGCCCUUGUUUUAGUAAGAGAAAAUGGCUUAGGAUACUGGAAACAGUUAAUUGGACCAAGCAAUGUUGAAGAAGCCAAAGAAUAUCUUCCAGAGAGAGCAGGAUUGAAUCCAGGGGAAGAAAAGCCCUCCUUCAAGUGAGCAGGAAUAAAGAUGCUUUAUCAAACACAAGAAAUGUUUGCAUCCAUGCUGCCACAAUAAAUUACAGGACUUAUGAAACA
Molecule: messenger RNA, 1471 nt
Organism: Cervus elaphus (red deer)
Lineage: Eukaryota; Metazoa; Chordata; Mammalia; Artiodactyla; Cervidae
Gene: NME8
Product: NME/NM23 family member 8
Exons: 14
Coding region: 120-1391 (423 amino acids)
Source: RefSeq, a predicted model, not a curated record